AUGUCAGACGACAAAGUGAUCGUUCACGACGACACAUUAGAAAAGGCAAGGUUUCCGCGUGUCCUUGUUUGGGAAAUAUACGCAGACGGCGCCGAACCGUAUCCCGGUUUAACGAGGCUUCAAACUCGUGCCAAAAUUGUUGUUCAAAACUAUAGAAUGGAAAUGCCGAAGGAUACACCGAAAAGUGUCGCUGAAAUAGUCUACUCGUGUUGGGAAAAAGAUCCAGCAAAACGACCGGAGAUGUCGCGAAUAUUUCGAAUGUUGCGUGAUAUCAGCGAUCGGUCCAAGUCCGGUAAUUAA
Molecule: messenger RNA, 300 nt
Organism: Ostertagia ostertagi
Lineage: Eukaryota; Metazoa; Nematoda; Chromadorea; Rhabditida; Trichostrongylidae
Source: the annotation of a GenBank genome assembly